Phascolarctos cinereus (koala) is the source of this 2179-nucleotide messenger RNA. It is a transcript of the gene POP5, whose product is annotated as POP5 ribonuclease P/MRP subunit. Gene Ontology annotation, biological process: tRNA 5'-leader removal. Gene Ontology annotation, cellular component: ribonuclease P complex. The record is from RefSeq and is a predicted model, not a curated record. NCBI's taxonomy places the organism in Eukaryota, Metazoa, Chordata, Mammalia, Diprotodontia, Phascolarctidae. Gene Ontology annotation, molecular function: ribonuclease P RNA binding.
CUGCUGCCAUUGGUCAGGAUGCUGGUCCAUCCGGGGACCCCGGAUUUCCGGUCCGGCCCGUGGCGUCGCUGUGGAGAUGGUGCGAUUCAAACACAGGUACCUGCUGUGCGAGCUGGUGUCGGAGGACCCCCGCUGCCGCGCCUGCCUAGAGGAGCGGGUCCUCUUCGGCCUCGUGCGGGACGCCAUCGCCCGGGCGCACGGAGCCUUCGGCGCGGCCGCCUGCGCCGUGGCCUUCACAGUGAAGUACCUCAAUGCCUACACUGGGGUAGUGCUCCUUCGAUGUCGGAAGGAAUUCUACCAGCUGCUGUGGUCAGCUCUGCCCUUUAUUACUCAUUUAGAGAACAAGGGACAGCGCUAUCCCUGCUUCUUCAACACACUGCACGUGGGAGGGACCAUCAGAACCUGUCAGAAGUUCUUGAUUCAGUACAACAGGCGACAGCUUCUGAUCUUACUGCAGAAUUGCCCCGAUGGAGAGGAACGGGAGUCCAUCAGAAAGUCAGUCAUGAGCUGUUCGUUAGAAGAACCGCAGGAAGACCAGCUUUCAGAAAGUGGAAGUGAAGAGGAUGCCACAGAGAUGGAAUGAGUAUAUAUCUGCAGGGAAGCUAAGCCCUCUCACAGAUGCAGUCAAGUUGCUGCUCACCACCUCUACCCAGCUCAAGGUGGCUUCAACCCCGUCUCCUAAGGCAGGUAGCAAAGCCUCUCUGUUCUCUGCCUCAGAAGAUUCGGGAGUAAAAUCCCUGUGGUGGAAAACCAUGACCUUAUGAAGCAAGAACUGUUUUAAACCGAAUUUCCUGCUGCUUAUCCCCUUUCAAUAUAAUUUUUGUGGCUGUGAACAAAUGCCCUCUCCCUCCCUGUAAUGGUUCCUCAGUUUUCAUUGAAGCCACAGGCAGAACAAUCCAAUGAAUUUGGCCCCACUGGAAUCUGGGAAAAGGACUCCCCUUCCCCCACCUACCACCAAAAACAGACCAGUUAUUCACACUAACCCUCCCUCGUGAGGUCAUUCUUCCCCUGCUCUUAGGAAUUUCUAGGACAGGUACGUGAGAGCAAGAACGCAUUUGUUUUGACUUUCAUGCUGAAUGUAAUUUUUAUUAAACUACCUGUUGGUUUUCCUGGUUGGUCUUGGAACGGGAUUAAGUUACCUUAAUGGGUUGCACUUAGCUCCAAAGAAACCAGGGGCUAGGCCUGCCUUUUCCUGGUCAGUUGGACUUCUUCCCGAGAAACACAAGGGCCAGUAUCAUUGCAGAAAGCCAACACACCCUAGGUUUCAGCUGCUGGGCAAGGAAACCCAGCCUGAAUCACUGGGCCUGUGCCACAGCUCCUUCCUGCCCUCUUGGUUGUGUGGAAAGAAUGUGUCACUUCUCCCAAUGUCUCAUAGCGGCCCCUUCCUCAGGCCAGCUUCUGGCCUGCUCUGAUUGUGUACGGCCCAGCUUGAUCCAAAAGGAGGGGAAGGCAAAAGAAAGGAAGCUGCAGAUGUGUUUUUGAGCUCUACUGGAGACGAUUACCUGGGGUGCAGUUUGGCCAACAGUCCUAGGUUUGUUUUUUGUUCAAAAAAGAAGGCUCACGCUUCCUCUUGUGCAUAUGAUUUAUUGCAACUGUUUGCCUUCGCCAUUACGUUACACCUAGAGGUCACUUUAUUCAACAACAACAAUCCACAUCACUGAAACGCAGCUUCAAACCAAACCCCAAGCAGCACGUGAUGAGACUGCUCCAGAAGGGGAGAGAUGCAGACGUACAGGGCCUUACUGCUUUCAGCCCAGCUCAGUAUCAAGCCCACGCGCCUCCUGCAUCCCAGCCGGAGGUCCUAGCUCAAUAGCAGUGGUUUCCUCUACCAGUUUUGUCCCUCAGACCUGUCCCACUGGUACCUCCAUGCCAACCAUGAGGUAGGCACGUGGUCACUGCAGCUUUCUAACCAAUCAGAGUUAACAGCUUUUCCUUGCUGAGCCAUUAGGUAGAGAGGAGUUAGGUUUAGAGGUUCAUGGAGAAGCCUUCCCUCUCCCAGGCAAGUCCAAAAUCCAACUGCUGUGUACUUGGAGACCUUAAGCCCUCUGAACUUGGCACUACAGGCUCUCUGCCGGUCAGAAGAAAAACAAUUGCAACUUGAGCUGGAUGUCCUAAAUCCAAUCUAUGCCCACACCCUUCUGUUCUUUAAAAAGAAAGAGAAAAUCCAGAACAGGUAGAA